Molecule: messenger RNA, 322 nt
Organism: Eurytemora carolleeae
Lineage: Eukaryota; Metazoa; Arthropoda; Copepoda; Calanoida; Temoridae
Product: protein patched homolog 2
Exons: 3
Coding region: 1-306 (101 amino acids)
Cellular component (GO): membrane
Source: RefSeq, a predicted model, not a curated record
AUGAUCUUGGCGUAUGGAGUUUGUUCCGCCUUCGGUUGGUUUUAUUCCGCCGCACAUACUGUUAUUCCAUUCCUACUUUUAGGAAUAGGAAUAGAUAACAUUUUCGUUAUAACACAGGCUUAUGAUACAUUGGAGUCAAGUGGAGUUCCUCUUAGCCUGGGGAAAAGGUUUGGGAAAACGAUGGGUCACGCUGGUGUUGCUGUAUCGGUCACCACGUUUACCGACGUAUUCGCCUUCCUUGUAGGAUCUAAUACUGUUCUACCUGGCUUAGGAAUACAAAAUAUAGACAAAAUAUGGAUUUUUUAAUACUUCAAAACACGUC